Lactuca saligna is the source of this 489-nucleotide messenger RNA. Lineage: Eukaryota; Viridiplantae; Streptophyta; Magnoliopsida; Asterales; Asteraceae. The record is from the annotation of a GenBank genome assembly.
AUGAAAACGAACCAUGCCUUACAAGAAUUUGGAAAUCUUGUCUUCCCAGACCAUGGUACUUUCUCAGUUCCGUCCUCACUAGAUGUCUCUUCAGAUCAGUUGGUGGACGCAGUAAAGGGAAUCAUUUCGCCUCUAAAAAAGAAGAGGAAGUAUUCCGAUUAUGCAUCCAAGAAGUCUGCAAAGAAGACAAAAGAAAUCCAAAUCAAAUCAACCGACCCUAUCCCAUCCCCAACCAUUUAUGAUGAUAAUCAUGGAUCAAAUUUAGAGGAACCCACAUCUGUUCCUAAAUCUGGUACAACCUCUAAGUCAUUCUCUCUCAUAGAUUUCUUGUUUCAAAGUCCAUCUGAUUCUGAUGAACCAUCCUCUUCCACUCCAGUUCCACCAGCACACGUUCAGUCGGCUUUAGAAAGUCCAAGUUAUCAUGUCUCCUUGGGUUAUGACUCACUUGAGGAUGAUAACCAAGAUGAUGAUAACCAAUCCGAACCUUAA